Messenger RNA from Sipha flava (yellow sugarcane aphid), 585 nucleotides. RefSeq lists its product as uncharacterized. The record is from RefSeq and is a predicted model, not a curated record. Bases 1 to 585 code for a protein of 194 amino acids. Lineage: Eukaryota; Metazoa; Arthropoda; Insecta; Hemiptera; Aphididae. The transcript has 3 exons.
AUGGUGUUAACGUCUUAUGAAAUCGCAUUUUUGCUAGCCAAGUGUGGAAAACCUUAUUCUGAUGGCAAAUCAUUAAAAAAAGUUUCGAUAUUUUUGCAAAAAAUGCAAAUGAUUCAAAAAUUUCUACAUAUUUCAAAACAAAUUUCGUGUAGUACUACUAAUUCUAAAUAUUUUUCUCUUGCGCUUGAUGAAAGCUGUGAUAUUACGGACAAUCCGAAAUUAAGUAUAUUUAUUCGAAGUGUGAAUUCUAAGUUUGAAGUGACGGAAAAACUUUUAGGACUUGAAGUACUCGAAACAUCGACAAAAGAAGCCUUAUGUGCCAAAAUUUUAAAAUUUGAUUAUGUAUUAAAACCAGUAUCUCGAUGUAUAAACAAAAUAAAAGCUCGGCCUUUAAAUCAUCGAUUAUUCAGAACUCUAUUUGAAGACGCCAUUAACGAGUCUGGUGAACUAUUAUUAUUUUGUGAAGUAAGAUGGCUUGCAAAAGGAAAAGCAUUAGAAAGAUUUUUUAGUCUAAAAGACGAAGUUAUUGAAUUUUUAGAAAAAAAUAAUGAAUUGCCUGAUGAAUGUGAACUAGUGAAAUACUGA